AUUGAAACAUUGAUUACAUUAGAAUACAAUUGUAUUCCCUUAGGUUAAGUAGCGUUAGGCCUCAAGGUAACAGCUAGACAAAUUAUCUGACAUAACAAUUACAAAUGCAUUGUAAUUCAGCUGACAUUACAAAGAUGAAAGAUUCAAGGACUCUGCCUGGCAUCAAAACCUCAGAGAAACGGACUGAGGAAAGUGCCGCAAAGCAGGCGAAGGCCAGCUAUGGCCAACCUCCUGCAGGACAACAGCCGCCGUCCAAGCCUGGACUGUCUCUGGAGAAGAGAAUGGAACAAGAGGAGCGGAGGCGGCACGUCCUCGCCAACGAGCACAACCGACUCACGUUUGCUGUGAAUGAAGAGGAGGCCAAGUUGAAGCAGCUGCAGGAGUCCCUGAAAGCAAUGAGCGUCCAGCCGACGAACCACAACAAUGAAGACGCACGCAAGCAGCGCAUGCGGCAGCUGGAGAACGACAAAGACAAGAUGAAGAUUAAGAUCAUACCGGCUACAGAGAUCCAGAUGGCCUUUCAACACAUCCGUGAACGCCUGCAGCAGGAGGUCCGGGGGGCAUUCAUGGUCCUGGACCAGAAACAGCAGGCCGUUGCUGCUGGACAGGCGGAGGUGGACAGAGCAACCAAACAGUUCCGGUCAGCAGCAGCAGCAGCUGACAGCGCCCUGAGCAGCAUGGAGGAUGGGACAAUGAGGAGGAAAAGAGAAAUGGAGAGUGAGCUUUUCAAACUGAGUGCAGAAGAAAAGGAACUGAAAAGGCAAAUGGAGUCAUCCAAGCAUCUCAACCCAGCGGGGCAAAGCCGGCAGAAGGAGCGGCAAAUUAAAGAAGGAGAUCCACACUCAGUUCCAGUCACAGAUCAUCAGUGCGUUGACGCCUGCGGUGCUUCCCAGUCUGACGUGAAGCUGGUGGAGGACAUGGAGGCUCUGAAAGAAGCUCUGGGCUCCAUUGAAGAAGUGCAGGAACUCGUGGACAAAGUGCCGUCACAGACAGCCUCCAUGGAGCAGCUCUUCGCUGAGAUAGCCCAGUACGAGGACUUUUCCAGGCAGGAGGCCAAGACCGUGGCUGAGCUGGAGCUCCAGUACGCCGAACUCCAGUUCAGUGCCCAACCCGCAGCGACAAGGGUUGAAAUGCAGGCCGAGCUGAAGCAGGAAGUGGUCCGUGUUCAGCGACUGCAGGCCGAGCUGAAGCAGUCCCAGGACCUGUUGGACACUGUGGAGUUGCAGGUCAACAACCUCUACAUCAGGAUGAGCUGCGUCUCCGUGGAGAUCUGUGUCACACUCCUUCAGGGGCUGCCCAGCGCGCCCAGCGUGGACUGCCCCGACCGACUGGGGGACGUCAGGGCGCGCAUGCCAACAUUACUGAGAAGAGCAUCGGAGCAGGAAGCUGAGAGCAGCGGCCUGGACCAGGAGAAGACGGGCGGGUCGAGUGUGAGCGGCAGAAGAAGUCCUUGAGGGAGACCUCACAGCGGGUUUGAUCCGGCUAAUGGAAUAAAGGAGGGCAGCAGGACGCCUCUGCUGUGGUUCACUGGUU
This is a messenger RNA of Cyclopterus lumpus (lumpfish), 1533 nucleotides long. RefSeq names its product nuclease SbcCD subunit C-like. The record is from RefSeq and is a predicted model, not a curated record. The transcript has 12 exons. NCBI's taxonomy places the organism in Eukaryota, Metazoa, Chordata, Actinopteri, Perciformes, Cyclopteridae. The coding region runs from base 105 to 1454 and encodes 449 amino acids.